Molecule: messenger RNA, 538 nt
Organism: Diuraphis noxia (Russian wheat aphid)
Lineage: Eukaryota; Metazoa; Arthropoda; Insecta; Hemiptera; Aphididae
Biological process (GO): sister chromatid cohesion
Cellular component (GO): cohesin complex; nucleus; chromatin
Molecular function (GO): chromatin binding
Source: RefSeq, a predicted model, not a curated record
CUGAUAUGGCUACUAUAAUUACACGCAUCUUAUGUCAAUGUAUGGAUCAAGUAGGCAAACGACUAGUAUCAACAAAUAUUCAUCGACACGGUAUUCAAUAUGCAAUGAGCGAUUCAUUAAGUAACCCUUACAUUGAAUAUCCAUUUAAAAAAUUUUUCUGGAUUCUUGUAUCCAUGUGUGAUACCUUAAUCCCAUAUGAUGCUCAACGUUUAGCUAAUGAUUUUAUUAGUAAACCUGCUACACAAGAGUUAAUAAGUUCUGACAAUGAAUAUGUUCUUGGAUAUUUGUAUAAAUUAUCAGAAUUGUAUGAUACUCAAAAAAGUUAAUUUGUKGAAACAUUGAAACAAUUACUAAGCACCAAACAUAAAAGAAGAAAUAUGUCAACAUAUAUUGAAGAUGUGUAAAUAUAUCAUGCAAAAUAUUUUAAUAUAUUUUAUUAUACAUCAUGUAUUUUUAUAGAUAGUGUAGGUAAUGAUCAAACAUUUUUUUAUUCCAAAAAUUUUAGUUAUUAAAACUAACUUAAUGUAAGCUCUAAUUU